AUGGAAUUUAAGAGGCGAAAAUCCUCACUUAAUUCGAGAUCAAUGCUCGGAUACCUACAAAAAAAUCAUAAAUUGGACAGAUUCGUCCAAGCCGUCAGUCCUGAUACCGUCAAACCCGAAAAAUCUCCAAAGAAUUUAAGUGGAUGAAAUAAAUUAAAAUUUUGUGCCAAUAAGAUCCUACUCCAAAGCGUGAAAAAGGAAAAAGCAAAAGAACUCUCUCCACCAAUACACAUGAGAUCAGGCAAAAGGCAUUGUUCCUUCAGAGAACACAAAGAGAACUGCAUCGAAAAAUAUAUAAACAAAGUAAUCAAUGAACUCGAGCUGGAUAAGCUGCAAAGCUAUGAAAGCUUUGAGUCCAAAGGCACAAAUAUUUUUGACAAAUAUUUAGGGCCGAACGGAGACAAAGAAGAAGAAAUUUUAUCAAGAACAGUGAAAACGUUUGACCAAGACAAAUAA
This is a messenger RNA of Blepharisma stoltei, 456 nucleotides long. NCBI's taxonomy places the organism in Eukaryota, Ciliophora, Heterotrichea, Heterotrichida, Blepharismidae. The record is from the annotation of a GenBank genome assembly.